Molecule: messenger RNA, 2311 nt
Organism: Cydia amplana
Lineage: Eukaryota; Metazoa; Arthropoda; Insecta; Lepidoptera; Tortricidae
Product: nose resistant to fluoxetine protein 6-like
Exons: 14
Coding region: 107-2311 (734 amino acids)
Source: RefSeq, a predicted model, not a curated record
AACCCUACAAUAUUUUACAAUAAUAUUUUAUUUGGUGGUUGACUCACGCCAGCGCAUAGUCGCUUGGCUAUUUAAAAUUAAUUUAUUUUUAAUACAUUAAGGCAAAAUGCAGAAGUUGUUAUUGUUAAUGUUUUUGGCCCAUCAGGCAUCAGGUGUUAUAUACUCGUUAAAUUUAACGGAGUACUACAGAAUGCCGGAGUUGCACGAAAUGGAUGACUACGACCGCUGUCUGGUGGCACCUAAAGGACUGUAUUGCGUCCUAGAUGCAGAUUUGUACCCUGGGGAAAACCCGGACCUUAUGCGAAUGCUACAGGAAUACUCUGCUAGUACGAAGAAGCAUUACAAUCACACACAAAUACACAGAGCAAUAUGUGUCACAAAAACUUGUGAGGAUUUCACACAGGGCAGAUACUUGGAAAACCCUAAAGACCUAAAGUUGGUCCUUGAGGAAUGCGUGAAUGCAUCCAUAUGGCGAACACACAAGUUGACCGCCAAAGUAACGAAUAUUUCAACAUGCAAGAAAAAUGGCGCAAAAAGGCAUUUCACCGCCGGAGAUUACAUAAUGGCAGGCGUUUACAUGACUCUCAUAAUAGUCAACGUGCUGGGGACGUGGCACGACUUCAUCCAAGACGACACAUCAGGGAACCCGUACUUACUGGCGUUCUCCAUCCGACGGAACUGGCGCAAACUGACCGCUGUCGGGUUCGAGGGGCCCGACCACAGACUGCGGAGGCUUCGAGUCUUCAAUGGACUACGAACCCUGACGAUAUUCGGAGUGUUCACGACCCACACAGCAUUAGUGAUGGCGUUUUCCUUCUUAAAAAACCCUCUCUAUUUCGAAGUGGCCUACGAAGACCCCUUCAAAGUCCUGCUCGUGAACGGCGACGUGGUCACGUAUACGUUCUUCGUGAUGUCCGGCUUCCUGGUGGCGUUCAACCUGGAGCUGCUGGCAGAGAAGACUAAGAUCACUAUCUGGGCAUGGCCCAAGGCUAUUGUGUUGCGUUGGCUGAGAUUGACCCCCGUGAUGGCGAUAGUGCUGUUCACGGUGAUGACCAUCAACCGCCACCUGGCGGACGGUCCGCAAUGGGACUUAGUGGUCAUCUCCGAGGCCGAAGCCUGCUGGCAGUACUGGUGGGCGCAUCUGCUGUAUAUCAACAACUAUAUAUAUGACAACUCGCACUGCUUGCCACAAACUUGGUACUUAGCAGCUGAUUUUCAGCUAUGCGCACUAGGUGUGCUAGUAUGCGUGGUGUUCCGCCGUCCGCGCUAUCAGGCCAUGGUACUAGCUGUUUUGGGAGUGCUCGCGCUGGUUAUGCCAGCGGCUCACACCUAUUUUCAGGACUUGGAUGCGGUGGUCUAUCAGACUCCAGAAUUAUACCGUAGCCUCUACAAGACGUACGACACGUUCCGGAUCAUGUACGUGCGCGCGCACACCAACAUGUUCACCUACAUCCUCGGCAUGGCCUGCGGGCUGCUCGCAAUACAUUGGUUCAAGAACGAGAAAGUCGUCUCUGAAAGAUUUCAGAAAUACGGCUGGGUGAUCUGGCUGACGCUCCCGAUCGUGCUCUUCAACGUAUACUCGGGCUCCUUCUUCUACGCGGACGGCUACCAGCCCUCGACGGCGCUGAGGGUGCUGUACGCCACGCUGCGGAAGCCGCUGUUCCAAGUCUUCACCUUCAUAUUCAUCAUGGGAUCCAUCUUCAAGGCUGAGGGUAUGUUAUAUCUACUGCGCGGACGGCUACCAGCCCUUCACGGCGCUGAGGGUGCUCCCUUGACGGCGCUGAGGGUGCUGUACGCCACGCUGCGGAAGCCGCUGUUCCAAGUCUUCACCUCCAUAUUCAUCAUGGGAUCCAUCUUCAAGGCUGAAGGUAUGUUAUAUCUACUGCGCGGACGGCUACCAGCCCUCGACGGCGCUGAGGGUGCUCCCUUGACGGCGCUGAGGGUGCUGUACGCCACGCUGCGGAAGCCGCUGUUCCAAGUCUUCACCUCCAUAUUCAUCAUGGGAUCCAUCUUCAAGGCUGAAGGUAUGUUAUAUCUACUGCGCGGACGGCUACCAGCCCUCGACGGCGCUGAGGGUGCUCCCUCGACGGCGCUGAGGGUGCUGUACGCCACGCUACGGAAGCCGCUGUUCCAAGUCUUCACCUUCAUAUUCAUCAUGGGAUCCAUCUUCAAGGCUGAAGGUAUAUUAUAUCUACUGCGCGGACGGCUACCAGCCCUCGACGGCGCUGAGGGUGCUGUACGCCGGGCUACGGAAGCCGCUGUUCCAAGUCUUCACCUUCAUAUUCAUCAUGGGAUCCAUCUUCAAGGCUGA